AUGACCAAUGCUCACGAUCCAAACUUUCCUGUGGGCCUGCAGAUAAAGCCUUUGGACAUUUCGAACCAAUUUAUGGAAUCGGGCUGGUCUUUUGACGCGUCUGCCCAAAAAGACGCGAUCUGCAAAUAUGGCAUCGCUGGCCGCGUUUGGGAAGCCGCAUUUGCCCUCAAGUUGUACAUCAAUCCCCCACCCGGAUGGUCAUUCGAACCCCGAUUUCUUGACCCACAUCCAGACCAAUCGUCGCGUCUUUUCGUGGAAUUAGGAUCGGGGUCAGGUGUCAUUAGCCAUUACAUUUCUCAAGCAACCAAACACACGAGGGAUACCCUUCUCGUGACCGAUCUUCCAGAGGUCUGUCCGUUGCUCGAGGAGAACCUAAGAGGAAAUUCCGAGCGCCUCGUCAUCAGGCCUUUGUCGUGGGGAAACGCGGAGGAAGCACGGCAGAUACAUAGCGAGCUGAUCUCCGGCACUGACCGCUUCCUCACCCACAUUGUAUGCAGCGAUCUAGUAUAUUUUCCGGAACUUCUGUCUCCUCUUUUGCGAACGCUCCUUCAACUCUCCUCGCCGCCAUUCAUAAACCCAACGUUCACGACCCCACAAACCAUCAUUAUCUCCUACAAAAUUCGCAGUUUUGCCAAGGAAUCUGUCUUCUGGUCUGCUUUUGGGUUAUGGUUUUCGUUCUAUCCGGUUCUAUACAAAGCCCGCGCAUCGUCAUCAUGGGCACGUACUGGAUCAACCGAAGACAUUCCUUUCAUUUUUAUUGCUCAUAGAAGACCUGAGUCAUCAUGCUGGAUCGUACCAAACGAUGAUCAAAGUCUACUACAAGGCGUAGGUGCACGAGGCACUUCAUGCCCCAAAUCCGACGACACAUUCGAAACCCUGUUGCUAAUGUCUGUGGACGACGACAGCGAUGAAGAUUCAUCCUAA
Molecule: messenger RNA, 924 nt
Organism: Pleurotus ostreatus (oyster mushroom)
Lineage: Eukaryota; Fungi; Basidiomycota; Agaricomycetes; Agaricales; Pleurotaceae
Exons: 4
Coding region: 1-924 (307 amino acids)
Biological process (GO): peptidyl-lysine methylation
Cellular component (GO): cytoplasm
Molecular function (GO): protein-lysine N-methyltransferase activity
Source: RefSeq, a predicted model, not a curated record